Molecule: messenger RNA, 4894 nt
Organism: Cololabis saira (Pacific saury)
Lineage: Eukaryota; Metazoa; Chordata; Actinopteri; Beloniformes; Belonidae
Gene: synm
Product: synemin, intermediate filament protein
Exons: 4
Coding region: 159-3167 (1002 amino acids)
Biological process (GO): fast-twitch skeletal muscle fiber contraction; intermediate filament cytoskeleton organization
Cellular component (GO): costamere; intermediate filament; sarcolemma
Molecular function (GO): vinculin binding; intermediate filament binding; structural constituent of muscle
Source: RefSeq, a predicted model, not a curated record
CUCCCGCACUUGUCAAAGGGCACUGAUCGCAAAUUACAUCACAGUUGUGCCCUCAGACGCACUUCGCAAAUGUAAUCGGGACCGUCUUUAUUAAGAAAAAACACUUUUUUUAAAACCUCACUUUUCCAUUUUUGAUAGUCUUAUCAUUAGAAGCCAAUAUGCUUCCUUACAAGCGAACUUUCCAGGUGGAGAAACAGCAGCUGCAGGAGCUCAACAGCAGACUCGGCCAGUAUUUGUCCCGGACGAAGCAGCUCGAGCAGGAAAACGCCUGUCUAAUUACUGAAAUCAAUAAACUGAGACAGGUGCAGAAGAAGCCCGAAUGGGAGCAGAAGUGCAGAGCUGAGAUGCAGGGUCUGCGGAGGAUGGUGGGGCAGCUGUCGUUUGAGAAGUCCCAGGCGGAGAUGGAGAGGGAGCGGCUGUGGAGAGAGCUGCGGGGAGUGCGCUCUCUGUGCAGCGAGCAGACCGAGGUCUGCACGGGCAUCAGCGGAGAGCUGCAGGGCUGCGAGACCCAGCUGCAGCAAGCUCACAAAGUCAACACCCAGCUCCAGCAGCGACUCGUGCAGCUAGAAAACGAGUAUGUGUUUCUAGAAGACGCGCACAGGGAAAAGGUGGGCCAUCUCCGUCAGCAGGUGGAGUCCCGGGUGGUGCCCAUCAUCACGCAGGCUUAUCCCGGGGUCGUCUCCGUGGAAGAGGUGCAGGAGUACGCCCGAGGGCUGUCCCAGGGCUGGAUGGAGACGUUUGAGAUGUACCAGGAGAAGGUGGAAGAGAUGGAGCAGGCGAUUAAAGCGGACCAGGCGAGACUGAGUGACCUGCAGACGGAGAAGAGGCUGUAUGCGUCAGAAGUGGGCAAAUUACGCACAGAAGCGGAAAAACAAGCCCAAGUUCAAAUGCAUCUCGAAGAACAACUGAUGCAUAUGCAGGAAAGAUUCCGCGUGGACCUAAGUGACAAUCAGAUGAUUAUUGAGCAGCUGGAGCAUGAGAGGAACAUGAUGGCUGAUGCUAUGGCAGAGAAGAUGAGAGAGCACCAGCACCUUCUCCAGAUAAGGAUGGAUCUGGGUAUGGAGGUGGCUGCGUACAGGGCUCUCCUGGAAGGUGAAAGAAUUGAUCUGCAAGAUGCUCAUAGGAGGGUGAAUAAAGCUCAAAGGGAAAGAAUAAUAGAUAUCAAGAUGCCUGCCCAACCCUACACACCCAGAGUCUCCACCUUAAACUCCACGCAACGUAUGGAUUUCAAGUACAUGCCCACAACAAACUUGAGUAGAUCCCCUUUGCCUCACUCUGGGUCUCUAAGUCCCUCCAGGGUCAUUCCCAUUUCAGUUGCCGGGAGGUCUCGACAUGAAAGUCCUGCAUCCAGAAGGGAUAUGAUCUCAUUCAACAAAGCUCGGGCUGCCUCCUCUAUCACUACUGUCAACACCACUGAAAAUAAACAAGCAGUCCAGAAAGAAAGCCAAAUGCGUCAAAAUAUGCAGGAAACCAUAGCCGAGGAAAAAACAGUGAAACUCAGACACAUCUCUCAAGAAAGCCAAAUCACAACUAGUCCUGAGAGCAAAUCGAUAAGAGUGGUGUCACCCUCGGUGACGAGCCUCGGCGCAGGAACAGGGACGGAGAGAAAAAAGCAAGUGUUGGAUGUUAAGGAGGCAAGCAGUGCUCCGGAUAAGAUCAAAGUAGAGGAUAAAGCUGAGUCCGCAACGGGCCCAGGUGAGAAAAAGAUAUUAGAUUCUGUAUCUGUGGAAGAGAUCAUAGAGAAAGUGAUAAAACCAGCAGGUUUGGACGCUAAGGUCUGUUCAUCUGGAGACUCAAAGGUCAGAUAUCACGUGGAGAAAACUGAACAAGAGGAUGGCACCACAAAAACGCAGAUUGUGCUCGAGUCCAAAGUGGAGGAAGAGCUGGAUAUUUCUGAGGACUCUGCCCUUGAAGAAAUCCUCAAGCAAGGUGUGACAAAGGUUUCCCUCGAGGACAUAGACAAUACCCCAACGGGAAGCAUGAUCAAGAAUCUAAUAAGCAGCCUUCAAGGAGGAGAUAAGCUACUAAAUAAGUCUGUCAAUGUGGAAAUCAUCGAGGAACCCGUGGAGUCUCACAGCGAUGAAGAGCUUGAGGUUGAACAGAAGAGCAGAUCUAGUCUUUACGAGCCCUCGGCACACUUCCAAAUUGAAGAGCUAGAAAAUGCCCCUUAUGACACCCGAGAAGAAAGAAGAGAUGAUGGUGCCGUGAACUUCUCCUUAAGAGGUGCAGACCAGUCCAGUCGCGGUUCUGUGCAAGUUCUGGAGGUCUCACGAGAGAGAGGAUCGCCAAAUUGUUCCGAUGACCAAGAUUCACAUGAGUAUUUUGUGUCCACACCAGAUGACAACUUGUCUGAACCGGACGAGGUUGACGGAAUAACGUCAUAUGGCCAUUAUGGAAUUGUAGAUGACCUGUCGGACGAGAGGUAUUAUCAAGAUGGAGGCCUCCCCCAGAAAAGAGUUAUUGUAGAGGAAAGUGAUGAGUAUGUGGCAGGUGAUCACUCACUUGGCAAGGAGAGCUUUCCGGAGUGCAUCAUUGAAGAAGAGGUCCGUGUCUCCCCUAUAGUGCAAGAGUCGGUGCUCGGGUACCUGAGAGAGGAUUCGUUGGAGCCCAAACAGCAGCUAAAGGGAGCUCUGGAGAAGCUACAAGGCUCAAUAUCGGGCCCACUGAAGGAGGAGCUGGCUUUCCUCACAAAAGUGAGUAGUGAAAGUUCACAGAAUGUGGCGAUCAAAAAAGUGGAACAGUCAAGUGAUAAUGGAACCACAACUAUAGUCGCAGAACUAAAUGUCUGUCAAAGCCUGGAAGAUUCUGGGCUUCUGGAAGCAGGAGAUGAUCUCUCCGAAGAGCAAAUCAUGGCAGCGCUCAGGUCUUCCAAUCUGGAGUUGGAGAAAGUCUUCAUGGGAGGGGCAGGAGUGCACAGCAUCAGGGUUUUAGAGGAAGAUGAGGCUGCGCAUGACGAGGGCUUUGAAGACAUCGGUAAGGAUGGAAAAUCUGCCUCUGAAAUCAUUGAGAAACACAUCAAGCUAGGGGCUGCAGCGAAGUCCUUCACCUGGCAGAUGGGGGCAGGCUCAGAGCAAGAGCUGCAGUCUCACAGUUCUGAGACUCAAGGAACAGUUUCCUCUGAGAAGAGAGUUGCAACAGUUUACCUUGAAAAUCCGUUGGAAGACUGAAAAAAGAAUGACUCACAAAUUCAGUGGUUGCCAAAGUUCAUAUAGAGGUUUUCUUAAGGCAGCAGCCCACAGAACACAGUAAUACCUGGCAGAAUAUCUCUACAACUUUGGUGUAAUCCUUUACAAAGCUAGUAUAAUAGGCUUAAAGUAACUACACUAAUCAUUAUGUAUAAAUUGUGGCCACAGUACGAUGAAAACAUAGUAACAUGAGCUAGAUCAAAUUAGGAUUAAAACAUAGACAAACUGCAGCAAUUUAUGAUAAUGAUGCGUGUUGUGUUACUCUGGUUAAACGUUUUAUAACUUGCAGUUCACCUUUAGAGUUGUUCUCUUUUAUAUUCUUAUUUUUGUACUAACCUGUACCUUCGAGCUUAAACAGCCCAUUCUACAGCCAUCGCUUCAUGACUGCAUACUGUGGCUUUUUGAUCAACAUUUAAAGCAAAAUAAGAUGGGGUAAAUGGGCUUAUGAAGGGCUGUGCAGCUUUUUUGGUUUUCACAUCUUGAGAAUCUUUACUAAAUCACUGACGUACACAAUCUAGUUAAGCUUGCAGCAAAGAACUUCUUAGUGGGAGUGGAAAAAAAAUGGCAAUGGUGGCACUUACAGUGAGUAUAAAAUGAGUUACAUUUUUAAUAUCACUUACCGUUACAUAACAUUAAUGGUAUGUUAUACAUUUUGAAGAGUUAGGGAAACAGAAAUUCUCAUUACUGAACAAACAUAUUAAUCGGUAUGUGCCGCUGCUCUAUAUUUUUGAUUGACCAAGACAGAACUCUGUGGUCCGGUGGUUGUGGAUUUGUAAAUUGAGAAUUUGGACAGUUUUUACAAUAAAAAUCCCCAAAUAAAGGUUGACUUGAAGAGCACUGUAAGGAUCCACCGUUGGUGGGAAUAUCUAUGUGUCUGGUUUUGAUGUGUGUUGCGCGUGACACCUUUUGGCUGAUCACAUUUAUUGGCGAUUGCCUUGUUGGCUCAAAGGAUACGACACUGACCGAAGAGUGUGUUUGUGACUGUGACUAUUUUUGGAUAAUCAGCUUAGUGAGUGAUCUCUAGGGUUUGUCGUGCGUGCUCGUUGCAGAGACAGAAAUGGAGCACUACUUUUACAAGCUGGUUACACGUCUUUGACUUCUUUUUUUUUUUUUUAACUAGGUUGUAUAAUUCACACUUUACUGAGCAGUGUCUUUGCUUUUUUUGUGACUAUGAUGUAAAAUGUAAAAAUGCAAAAUUCAGCAUGAAUUCAAUGUAUUGGAAGUUUACAUGAAUCAUGAUUUAUUUCAUGUAAGUGCCCAGACACACUAGCUUUCCACACGUGUCACCUGUUAACACAGCACUGUGCUUAAAUGAUCUCUCCUGGACUGGUUAUCAUACGGAGUCAUCUGGACACCGUAUGCCAUUUUACAGCAUAUGGGAAAAAAAUAUAUACAAUGUUUUGAUGGAUAAAGAAUGGCUUAUUCAAUAUUCAAUUAAUAGGAACUGGACAAAAUAAUAUUGUUUCUGCUGUAAUGAUUUCUUUUUAACAAAGGACAUUGCUUUGGUUGACAUUAAUUCCAGCCCUUAAUUGAAAAGUGAUAGCGUAACAUAAAGUAUAUCAUGGGAAUGUUUUGCUUGAAUGUUUUUCAAAGUUAACACAUGUUAACACAUGCCACCUCACACAAUGAGUGAGAGCAGCUGAUUUUGAAAAGGAGUGACCUGUACGAUGAUGAUAUAAUAAAUAUAAUACACAGAGUCAUCUCUCAGA